ACUCUGAACAUGGUGACUCCUACGUUGCGGGUGGAGGACUGUAGUAUCGCCCUGCUCCCCAGGAACCACGAGAAGAACCGCUGUAUGGAUGUUCUUCCUCCUGACCGCUGUCUGCCCUUCCUCAUCACCAUCGAUGGAGAGAGCUCCAACUACAUCAACGCUGCUCUUAUGGACAGUUAUAAGCAGCCGUCAGCGUUCAUCGUGACCCAGCAUCCUCUACCCAACACAGUGAAGGAUUUCUGGAGGCUGGUGUUGGACUACCACUGCACCUCCAUAGUGAUGCUCAAUGACGUCGACCCUGCACAG
Molecule: messenger RNA, 306 nt
Organism: Oncorhynchus gorbuscha (pink salmon)
Lineage: Eukaryota; Metazoa; Chordata; Actinopteri; Salmoniformes; Salmonidae
Product: receptor-type tyrosine-protein phosphatase mu-like
Exons: 2
Biological process (GO): protein dephosphorylation
Molecular function (GO): protein tyrosine phosphatase activity
Source: RefSeq, a predicted model, not a curated record